This is a messenger RNA of Diorhabda carinulata, 2925 nucleotides long. RefSeq names its product eukaryotic translation elongation factor 1 epsilon-1 (gene AIMP3). Gene Ontology annotation, biological process: positive regulation of DNA damage response, signal transduction by p53 class mediator. The coding region runs from base 122 to 616 and encodes 164 amino acids. Gene Ontology annotation, cellular component: cytoplasm; nucleus; aminoacyl-tRNA synthetase multienzyme complex. The record is from RefSeq and is a predicted model, not a curated record. NCBI's taxonomy places the organism in Eukaryota, Metazoa, Arthropoda, Insecta, Coleoptera, Chrysomelidae. The transcript has 5 exons.
CCAACAUACCUAACCUAACCUAACCACAGGUAUGUUCUGUGAAGUGAACCGUCCUAUUAAAGAGUCAUUUUAUUGAUAGCAACAUCAGUAAUUUUAAAUAUACAAUAUAAUACGUUUAAAAAUGGUUAUUAAUACAAGUACUUACUUAAAACCUAUAUCUACGUUACUAAAAGUAAAAUUAGAUAAUACCAAAAGUAAGAUACCAACUUCAGAGACGACAGUAAAAAUAUUUAAUUUGCUAAAAAAAUCCAACUCUCCAUUAGGUCCCCAAAAUCAAAUUGAAAAAAUCCAAAUACAACAGUGGAUUGAAUAUGCUCAAGUAUAUGGUGUUCAUGUUGAUAGUUCUUAUAAUGCAAAAAUUGUUUUAAAAGAACUUAAUAAUAUUUUAGCCCUCAAGACAUACUUAGUUUCACAUAGGUUAACAAUCGCUGACAUAUUAUUCUUUUAUAUGCUUCUAAGAGUAAUGGAAACUUUAUCGAAUCUUGACAAGGAAAAAUAUUUGAAUGUUUGCAGGUGGUUUGAUAAUAUACAAAAUGACACAUUAUUAAGAGAUAAUAAUAAAAUCAUAGAUUUCAGAUCUAAUUUCCUAGCUACAUGGGUACCAGCAAAACAUUAAAACAACUAUAAUAAGUCCGUCAAAAAUUGUGUUGGUUGUUUUGGUUUUAACAAAUUUCAUUUUUGUCAAUUUGCCAACGGAAAUUUUAAUAAUUUAGCACAGUCGGGGGUAAAGGCUUUAGUAAUCUGAAAACUAAACUACUGACAGUGACAAACUAAUAAUCUAAAGUAUGUAUUCAAUAAGACUAUCUUUCACGGUGGAGCCAUUGUGAAUGUGAUUGUUCUGAAAGAGUGAGACUGGAGUGGGGUCAGUUUGUAAAAACACUUUCCACUAUCCCAUUACCUUCAUGAUCUGCAUAGGAUUGAUGGCUGGCUGGAGACUUAAGCACUGUCUAAUCUUUACUCUUUGAAGGGACUGACACCACCUGUUGAUAUUGAUCUGAUGAAAACACACAUUGGUAUUCAUCUUUCAGGUCUUGUCGAUUUUUGUUUCAUUUUCGAAUAUCUAAAAUUUUCUAUGAAAUAUACACUGAAAAAACAAUUAACUGGGCUUACGAACAAAAAAUUUUGCACCCGUAACUUUUCUUAAUUCGUACAAAAUUUUUUUUCAAAAUAAUUUUCUUCAUUCUAAAUUUUGUUCCUUGAAUGAAGUUAACAGUUUCUUCAGUGUAUUAUAAUUCAAUUUACUUCUUAAUUUGUGGGUAAGAUGUUAAUUUUUCAAUAGAUCAAUUAUAGUCUCUGGCUACGGUAUUGCAACGAAAAUUAUAAUAUUUAGAAACAGGAUGCUAGUCAUUGUUUGGAAUGUAAUUUCAUAUCAUGAAAUUUCAUAUAUAUGAAAGUAAAUAAGAAGCUUCACGAAUCUCAAGCUAAUUCAUCAUCUGUUGUGCAGAUCUAUAGUUCUUUGGCUUUUUUCUUCAAGAAAUGAGAGACAGACAACUUUCUGAAUAUGAAGAAAAAGUCAAAUCACUAUCUGAAUCUAACGAUUAGUAUCGAUUUGAUAAUCAUUGUAAAAAAUUCAGCUAGAUGUUCACGAGUAAAUGAAAAAACUCCUUUCUCUGGGUAAGAAAAAAUUUCGCACAAACGUUUCUUACCCUAUUCUAGACUGUCUAGAAUGUACAAUUAGCCGGGUUUAAAAGUACACAAGAAAAUUUGGCCAUUAAACUAGGCAGCUAUAAGACACUCAAUCAGUCAUUAACAUCCCGCCCUUUAGUAACUCUGGCAACCCUCUCUUCUGCACUAUCUAUUGCAGAAUCUGUAGCAUCAUAUGUUUCGAAUUACUCAGAUGAGAAUGAAUUCGAAAUAAUUCUUUUUGAUUUGCUUUAUCUUUAUAUUUUAUUUAUAACCAAAAUAUAAUACUCAAACUUUUAUAAUAAUGUGCAUGAUGUUUAAGAUGAUAUUUUAUUUUAUAAGUAACUAUGAAAAUAUAGAAGAAUGAAAGUGAGAUUAAUGUUUCUUAGCUUAUAGUUAUAACAUGCCUCUUUUCUGGGGAAAUGCAAUCUCUCAUAACAGUAUUUUCUUUUUUAAAUUUUUGUUCUUGUUCUUGUAUAACAGUGAAAAGUUCAUAAAAAGAAGCUUGGGAUAUCCUUGUGAAAUUAAAGAACUUUUGUUUCACUUGUGGCCACAAUACUUUAAAAAAGCCUUUCUCUUUACGAUGAGAAAUAAUUGGGUGAUUUCAGAGACGCCUCGUUUCCUUUUCUUCACUCGUUUGCGGUAAAACAACCAGAGUAACAUUACAUAUUUAUCAUCAAGGUUCUUUGCUUUUUAUGUACGCUCUGCACAAAAUGUAAGGUGGCGCAAAAAUAACGCAUGAAUUUCAAACCAGUAUAAUUUGCUUUAUUUUGAUUACGUACAAAAUGGACUCACAUGAAUACAAUGUUUAGAUUAUCGAAUACAUGACUUUAUUUAUUGAAAUAUCGAUAUGCACUGUUUGUAGUGAACUGAUCACUUUUAGAAGAAUACUUCAGAUAGAUGGCGUUCUUCAGCGUCGAUAUACAUCAAAAGUCUUUCUUCGAGGUUUUUCAUUACUUUUGACAAUCAUCGUUCAGGAUGCGCUGCAGCGAGAGUCGAGACAAGUUUAGAGUUGGAGCGCGCUGCCUAGUGGAGCGGCGAAAACUUUGAAGAACCGACGCCCUAACUCUGUCGCUCCUCUGUCCAGAUUCAUUACUUUUGAAGGAAUGUUCAACAGCAAAAACGCAAUGCGCCACGGUACACUGCGCCUUUGGUACUAAACUGGACUCCCUAACUUACAAAAUAUCCAGCCCUCGCUCCUCCCACUAAUCAACUCAAAUUCGUGCGUUCUUUUUACGCCACCUACUGGUGAUUACAAAGAAUGUAUCUAUCUCGUCAGAAUUAGUAAACCAUUAGAUAAGA